AUGGUUUCUCGUCAUACAAUUCUUCUUCUAUUCCUUGUCAUGGGUUUGGCGUCUGCUGACUUCUCAGCCAGUUUCAAGAGUUUUAUAAUUAACAACUAUUCGCAACAAAUGUAUGAUGACUUGGCGAGAAACGAUUUGGGAGCAGUUGGAAGUUACGGAGGAGGCACUCAUGAUGGGUACAGUCCGACUAGUAGAAGAGCAGUCAUUCUUGUUCAUGGAACCACUAAUAAUGCUGGAAACUUCUUUGGACAAAGGAACGCAUUGCUCAGUAAUGGUUGGAGCCAAGAGAUCAUGAGAAACUUCAUCAAAGUGGUCGCUGAUUUCACUAAACAAAAAGUUGAUAUUCUUGGACAUUCUUUAGUGUCUCCAAUUGUCAGAAAGAAAAUGGCUCUUCCUGGAGAACGAUUCCACGUACUUGCUCAGCUGGAGCAUCUUCAAUCGAAAUAUACCGGUACAGGCCAUGCUGAUAUGAACAGACACGAAUGGGUAGUGAAUCAGCAUCGCGACACUCGAGCUUUCCAAAUGUCGCAUCCCGGAAUGAACACAUACAUCGCAGUCGUAGAGAAUGAGAGCCGAGCUCGUACCAGAUUCAACCUGAUCAAUCGAAUGAUUCAACCUUGUGGACCACCACCGGAGAAGCAUCCUCUUGAUGACGCAUAA
Molecule: messenger RNA, 660 nt
Organism: Caenorhabditis briggsae
Lineage: Eukaryota; Metazoa; Nematoda; Chromadorea; Rhabditida; Rhabditidae
Exons: 4
Coding region: 1-660 (219 amino acids)
Biological process (GO): lipid catabolic process
Molecular function (GO): lipase activity
Source: RefSeq, a predicted model, not a curated record